Messenger RNA from Sipha flava (yellow sugarcane aphid), 1592 nucleotides. It is a transcript of the gene Orc4, whose product is annotated as origin recognition complex subunit 4. The transcript has 8 exons. Gene Ontology annotation, molecular function: ATP hydrolysis activity; ATP binding; DNA replication origin binding. Gene Ontology annotation, cellular component: nucleus; nuclear origin of replication recognition complex. NCBI's taxonomy places the organism in Eukaryota, Metazoa, Arthropoda, Insecta, Hemiptera, Aphididae. Gene Ontology annotation, biological process: DNA replication initiation; DNA replication. The record is from RefSeq and is a predicted model, not a curated record. Bases 288 to 1535 code for a protein of 415 amino acids.
AUUGUCUAUCCCUUAGAUCUCAUCUUUGAAGUCUUGUUCUCCCAAUCACAUUUGCUCAGUUUUAAAUAAUAUGAACUUGAUGUUAGUCAAUUUUUUAGCCCUUUUAGAGGAAUAUUCGUAAUUCUACUUUUAACACGUACAAAUUAUCUAUUCGUUUAUUUAAACAUUGCACAUUUUAAAAUUGUUAUUUAUGUUGUGUUGAAUAAAUCAUUUUCAAAUAUUUCAAGUAAACAGUUAUCAUUGAAUGUCUAUUUUUGGGAGCACGUAAUUAAAUAUUAUAACUUAUUAUGGGAACUGAUUUUGGUAUUUGUAUACAAAAUAUAAAGAAAAAAAUAAUUUUAAAUGAUCAGCUUUAUGGAUUUGAUACAGAAAGAAGUGAACUUUUACAAAUAGUUAAGAAAACUAUUGAUUAUGGAGAAAGUGACUCUGUAAUAGUACUUGGACCUAGAGGUUGUGGUAAAUCUGUGUUAAUAGAAUCUGUAAUAAAAGAACUUUUACCUGAUUCACAUACACUUGUAAUGUUAAAUGGUCUUAUUCAUACAGAUGAUAAUUUGGCUCUUAAAAGUAUUAUUCAACAACUUCAAAUAAAAAAUUUGGAUGGAGCUUAUGUUGAAGGAUCUUACGCUGAUAAUAUAUGUUUUUUACUGGAGAGUUUUCGAGCUGGAAAUAAAAUGGCUUCAAAAUCAAUUAUUAUGGUAUUAGAUAAAUUUGAUAUGUUUUGUUCUCAUACGAAUCAAACAUUAUUAUAUAACUUAUUUGAUGCUGUUCAAUCUCAACAGAAUCCAUUAAGUAUUAUUGGUGUGUCAUCACGUAUUGAUGUUAUUGAAUUGUUGGAAAAACGAGUAAAAUCCAGAUUUUCCCAUAAUAUUUUGAUGAUAAAACCCCCUUCUGAACCUCAUGAACUAUUAGGAAGAUUAAAAUGUUUACUUCAAUUAAGUAAAGAUUGUAAAAUAGAGUCUGAUGUACGUAAAAACUGGAAUAACAAUAUUAACUUGUUGAUAUCAGAUCCACAAUUACAAGAUUUAAUGAACGAUCUCCUAAAAUUAAGUAAUAAUAAUACAAAAUUAAACAUGCUUGUUUUUAUGGCACUUUCAAAUUUAUCAAAAGAUAAAAUGCUGAUGGUUGAAAAUUUGAUUUGUAGUUUUAAUUCUUUAUAUAAACAAGAUUUGACCCUGGUUAAUUUACUAGGCCUAUCAGUAUUAGAACUAUGUUUAAUGAUUUCAAUUUGUCAUCAUUCAGAAAUUUAUAAUAAAGAACCAUUUAAUUUUGAAAUGAUUUAUGCUCGCUACUGUAAAUUUGCAUCACGCAACUCUUCAUUGCUUGUAACUAAAAGACAAGUUAUUAUAAAAGCUUUCGAAAGAAUAUCUAUUAUGGAAUUAAUUCAACCUGUUACUGCUAUUGAGAAUAAAAAUAUUUUAAAAGAAUAUCGACUGUACAAAUCAUCAGUCAAUUUGGAUAAAAUGAAAGCUGCUUCAAACCUAUAUUAUAGAUUACCACCAGUGAUAUUACAGUGGAUAGAUAGUAAUAUUAUUUAAGUUAGUUCUUAAUUAAGUUCCUUUUUUAUUAUUAAUUUAGUGUAUUUAUUUUAAAAU